Molecule: messenger RNA, 2472 nt
Organism: Aspergillus nomiae NRRL 13137
Lineage: Eukaryota; Fungi; Ascomycota; Eurotiomycetes; Eurotiales; Aspergillaceae
Product: putative DNA ligase I
Exons: 1
Coding region: 1-2472 (823 amino acids)
Biological process (GO): lagging strand elongation; mitochondrial DNA repair; double-strand break repair via alternative nonhomologous end joining
Cellular component (GO): DNA ligase III-XRCC1 complex
Molecular function (GO): DNA ligase (ATP) activity; ATP binding; DNA binding
Source: RefSeq, a predicted model, not a curated record
AUGUCUAGCCCGGCCAAAAAGCGCAAAAGAGAGGUCGCAGUCUCAUCCCCCCAGCGCAGUCGAAGCAUAGCGUCAUUCUUCAAGGGCCAAGCAGCCAAGCAAGCUGAUAAGGCGGAGCAGAGUCAGUCCACUGUGCCUGAAGAUACAGACCAAACUCUUUCCGACGAAGCUCUCGCCCGCAAGCUCCAAGAAGAAUGGAACCGGCAAGAUGCUGCCCCGCCUUCGGAAACUCAGACGCCAACUGGUGAGCCCAUUGCGACACCGUCGAACACCAAAGACGACGAUCUAGGGCCGUCAAACAAGACACAGAAGAGAAAUACACUAUCAUUGCAGUCUUCUACCGGCACAGAAGACAUCGUUUCUCUUGCAGUUCCUUUUGAUCAGAGUCCCUUGACGUUCGACUCAACCAAAUGGGCAGAAGAGUUAAAAGGGCACUGGGCUGCCACAGGUGGCGAUGCUUCAUAUGCCGUCUUAACCCGAGCCUUUGUACUUGCAAAUGCCACGACAAGUCGCAUCAAAAUUGUGGAUACACUCGUUAACUUCCUGCGUGUGCUUAUCGAAGCCGACCCUUCGAGUGUCCUCCCCGCAGUAUGGCUAGCAACCAGCUCAAUCUCUCCACCGUAUGAUGAGUUAGAGCUAGGACUCGGUGGCUCUUCUAUUUCAAAGGCUUUGAAGAAGAUCUAUGGCCUGAACAGCCAAGGACUUAAAUCGCUCUAUGAUAAGCUUGGAGACGCCGGUGACGUGGCGUUCGAAGCUAAAAAGAGGCAAAGCUUCACGUUAAUGAAGCCCAAGCCAUUGACGGUCAAAGGGGUAUAUCAGUCACUGCAAAAGAUUGCCAUGAGCAAGGGCACAGGGAGCCAGGAAAACAAACAGAGAAUUGUCGAGAAACUGUUACAGGAUACUAGGGGUGCGGAAGAAAGCCGGUAUAUCGUGAGGACGCUCGUCCAAAACUUGCGAAUAGGAGCCGUGAAGACUACCAUGCUCAUCGCACUCGCCCGCGCUUUUCUCUACUCUAAACCGGAAGGGGCCGAUUUUGCUGUCCGUUCGCAGCAAGAGUUGGCUCGUCUUAAAAAGGAAGAAUUGGCUGAGAUUUACAACAAUGCAGAAGAGGUUGUCAAGGCGUCAUAUGCUAGACACCCUGAUUACAAUGAUCUAGUUCCCUGUUUGCUCGAGAUAGGGGUCACGGAAGAACUCCUCGUACGAUGUGGCCUACAGCUACAUAUACCGUUGAGGCCAAUGCUAGGCAGCAUCACCCGGGAUCUCUCCGAGAUGCUGACAAAACUUCAAGGACGGGACUUUGCCUGCGAAUACAAAUAUGACGGGCAGCGUGCCCAAGUGCACUGUGACGGAAAUGGCAAAGUAUCGAUAUUUUCUCGUCAUCUGGAAAAUAUGACAGAGAAAUACCCGGACCUGGUGUCCCUGGUCCCACAGAUUAGGGGCGAGAGCGUGUCGAGCUUCAUACUAGAGGGUGAAGUAGUCGCCGUUGACCAGGAAACAGGGGAACUCCAAGCCUUCCAGAUUCUGACCAAUCGAGCCAAAAAGAACGUUGAUAUAGGGACUAUCAAGAUUAAUGUUUGUCUCUUUUCAUUUGACCUGAUGUACCUGAACGGAACCCCUCUGUUGGACCGAUCUUUCCGCGAACGUAGAGAGCUUCUACGAAGCUUAUUCGUGGAAAUCCCCAGCCGGUUCACAUGGGUAAAGAGCUUUGAUGCCACAUCUGCCGAUUCGGAGACCGUCCUGGAAUUUUUUAAAGGUGCAACUGAUACCAAGUGCGAAGGCAUCAUGGUCAAGGUGCUCGACAAUGUGUCGAAGUCAAAUAAUUCGGAACCAUCGGAGACCCCAAACGACGAUAUAGACAAGCCGGAAUCAAAACCCACGAAAGGAGGCCGCCGAAAGGCCUUACUUUCCACAUACGAACCAGAUAAAAGACUCGAAUCCUGGCUUAAAGUCAAAAAGGACUACAGCACCUCAUCCGAGACCCUUGACCUGAUCCCUGUAGGGGCCUGGCACGGACAAGGCCGAAAAGCCAAAUGGUGGUCACCCAUCCUUUUAGCCGUGCGGAAUCCCGAAACCGGCAGCCUCGAAGCCGUCACGAAGUGCAUGUCCGGCUUCACGGACAAGUUCUACCAGGCCAACAAGGAUAAAUAUACCGAAGGCAGCCCCAACGUGAUCUCACGGCCCAGUUAUGUCGAAUACUACGGCGAGCCGGACGUCUGGUUCGAGCCGCAGGAGGUGUGGGAGAUGGCCUUUGCAGAUAUCACGCUCAGCCCGACUUACACGGCUGCCAUCGGGCUGGUGAGCGACGAACGAGGUCUUAGUCUUCGGUUUCCGCGAUUUCUUCGCGUCCGGGAGGACAAGUCCAUUGAUGAGGCUACCACGUCAGAUUAUCUGGCCUUACUUUGGAGGAAGCAAUUCGAACGUUCCCAGAAAGAAGAAGUAGAACCCCCUGCUCCAGAUGCCGAGUUAGAAUAG